Molecule: messenger RNA, 3958 nt
Organism: Musa acuminata AAA Group (dessert banana)
Lineage: Eukaryota; Viridiplantae; Streptophyta; Magnoliopsida; Zingiberales; Musaceae
Product: chloroplast sensor kinase, chloroplastic
Exons: 13
Coding region: 2203-3756 (517 amino acids)
Source: RefSeq, a predicted model, not a curated record
ACACCCGAAAAUAUUAAACAAGAAAAACCCAAACUAUAAGCCCAAACUAUUUAACUGAGUGUGGACUUAAACCCAAAGUAAACACUUAGGUUUUUCUUGUGGUGCCACUUGUGGUGUUUCUGACUUCAAAGCCCAGACCCUUAUUUAUAGGUUAAAUAGGAGAUACCAAACUUGAUUUCCCCGACGUGGGACUAUGAGACUUGCAAAACUAACAAAUUGCAUGUUCUUGAUCUUUGAUUGUAUUUGUUUGAUUGUCACUGUUUUCACUCGUCUAGACACCUGCAGUGCUGUUGUUGCACUUUAUUCUACCGUAGCCAGAACUACUGUGGUCUUGAACUCUAUUUGCUAUGUCCACAAUUAUCAAUCCAUCAAUUGCAGACGUAGUACCUAAUAUUAGUUUAGUGCACAAACUCUCUGCCAGACAGAGGACUUUGUGUUUGUAUAUGCAUACCUUGUGCCGAACCAUGCUGACAAAUUGUCGAUGUGCCACAGUAGUGAAGAUGAAUAUUUCAUUAUAAACAGAUGUAUGUAUACUUCAUCUUAUGUUGGUGUCGUGCAGAAAGAAGAAUUCAUUGCAUUACUCUUCUGUUCGGCAUGAACGGAAGUUUUGACAAGUUCUCAUCAUCCCAUUACAGUGUAAUUGCAGGCAAUGUUUUUAUCUUCUGAUGAGUCAAAAAUUAAAGAACUGGUGCGAGUGUCCUACGAUAAAAGAAAAUCUUUUUACAUGGAUCCAGAGGUCCAAGGCAUAUUGACUGCUGCACAGAAGUUGUGGCCUCACAUCCAUAUAUCUGAUUCCUCGGUAAUGGCAGAUAGGGCUGUUAAAAUGGCAGAAGCUGGAUGCAAAUAUAUUGCAGUACUUGGUGUGGACUUCAUGUCUGAAAAUGUUGGUGCAAUACUUGAUCAGGCUGAUUUUAAGAAGAGAUGUCUCCAUCAUCAUCUUAUACUGCUCUGUGAAUCUCCUACAACGGCGCAGUUCAGAUGUUGCAACAUGCAUACAUUUAAGUUUACAUGACAAUCACAUAUUGAGUCUCAUCAGCCUCUUGUACUCUGCCUACAUUCAUGAAAAGGAAAAUCAAAUGCAUUCUUUUUAUAAUUAUUUUCAUUGUGAAUGUUAGACUGUUAAACUUUUUUGAGUUUAGAUUUUAUCCUAACUCGUUUUGAGAUAAUAAUUAACAACGAUCAUGUUUGUUCUUUGUUUUUAGAAACAAGCAUGAAUGCAUCUUGAAGUACAUUUAACUGGUUUAUCUUGCACAGUGGUAUCGUUUGGAAGACUCUUAACCACAGUAGGUUUCAUGCAGGUUGGUGUGUACAGAAUGUCCAAUGAACUAAUUGGUUGCUCCUUGGUGGAUGCAGCAGGGAGUUUGACAUAUAUGCAGUUUUGGAGGCAGCUUCAAAUUCACCUCCUUCAUUGCAUGUGAUCUACAUAAAUACUUCCUUGGAGACUAAGGCCUAUGGACAUGAACUGGUGCCUACAAUCACUUGUACUUCAUCUAAUGUUGUGCAGACAGUUUUUCAGGCAUUUGCUCAAGUACAGGAUUUAAAUGUUUGGUAUGGUCCUGAUUCUUACAUGGGUGCAAAUAUUGUGGAGUUAGUUUCACCAAAUGGCUGACAUGACAGAUGAAGAAAUAUCAGAAUACAUCCAGAGCAUAACAGGAACUCCAUAAGAUCAUUACUGAAGAGGCUGCACUACUACCAGGAUGGUAACUGCAUUGUGCAUGAUAUGUUUGGUCAUGAAGUAGUGGAGAGAAUAAAAGAGCUGUACUGUGAUGCAUUCUUAACAGCUCAUUUUGAAGUUCCUGGUGAAAUGUUUUCUUUGGCGAUGGAAGCAAAAAGGAGAGGAAUGGGAGUUGUAGGUUCCACCCAAAACAUUUUGGAUUUCAUUAAAAACCAGGUACAGAAAGCUUUGGACAGGGACACCGAUGAUCACCUACAGUUUGUGUUAGGAACCGAAUCUGGAAUGUUGACUCCAUAGUUGCCGCAGUUCGUGGAUUACUGGGUUCAAGGGAAUCAAGAUGUAAAACAAUCUCCAGUCUUAUCGGAUUCAGUAUCAAGGACAUCAAUGAAUGGGUCUCGUGGUCUAAAUUCUGCUAUACCAAGUGAUAUCAAAGAACUUGCUGUUGUUCCCGGUGUCGCAAACGGUGAAGGGUGCUCUAUUCAUGGAGGUUGUACUUCCUGUCCGUAUAUGAAGGCAACAAGAAGGUUAUGCAAUCCAUCAUAUCCUCCAUAGACGAAUACCAACAAGUUUUAACAAGGUUAUGUAAUCCAUCCACAAUUCACUGCUUAGUGCAGGUGUAUGUCAGGCCAGCUGGCAGUUACAUAAUGGACCAGUUAGAAUUACGGCGAGUUGUUUUUUAUCCAGAAACUGAUGUUUCUGAAAGUGCAGACUGUGUGAUAUUAGUUGGUAAUUUUUCUAUACCAUCAGGUUUACGUGCAGCUGAAGCUGCUCUCUCGAAACAGAAAGUGGAAGUGAUAUCUGGGACUGGAGCUCUUGUUCUGCCAAUGGUUAAGCAUCCAUUUGUUGUAGGAUUUCUAGUUGCAGAACUACCAAAGAAGGAUUUGGAUUCAUGUGAGAAUGUGGAUAGUGGUGAACUGUGUGUGCCCUUUUGCUCACCUAAAGAUGAUUCUUUAGGUGGAGCACCGUAUUCUAGUAAGAAACCCUGGGAAAUUGAGGCUUUCAGUGAAGAUUUGAUGAAAGCUUAUGGCCAAUUCACAACUGAACAAAGAUCAAGAGCUAUUGUGAUUUCUCAAUCUUUGGCCACAGCAUAUGUCAUGGAUCAGAAAGCAAUGCUUCUUCAACAGUCUUCUUGGCAAAAUAGUGUCAGAAUGAAUCAUCUGAUUGAACAAAUACGUGCACCUCUUUCUAGCAUUAGAGCUCUGACAAAAAUGUUAUCUGUUCAUGUCAAGAGAAGUGAGAUUUCAUAUGAUAUCAUCGAAGACUUACUUAUGCAGGGUGAUCAUAUGAAAGAUGCCUUACAGCAGCUUCAAGAUUCUGCCUAUCUCACCAAGGUUAAUAUAGUACGAUACAACGAGGAAACAAUAAAGAAGAUGCAUGAUCCUAAGUUCAGCCACCAAGAAUUGUCAAGGUCACUGCCAUCUGAGAAUGAUUCAAGCGAGAACAAAACAUAUAGUAUGAAGAAGAUGGAACCAGUGCUACCACUAAGCUCUGGAAAAAAAGACCUAGCAAUGCCGAUGCCACCUCUUUGGCUUGUCCCACUAAAACAAAACAUUACCAGACCAUGUGUUGUUUCUGAUAUAUUGAAAGAUCUGGUUGGAGCUGCUCUCCCUCUCGCCGACAAUCAACAACGAUCACUGGAACUUAAUGAACUGUCACAGUUUCUCCAGGUUGGUGUCGAAGAAUCUUCUCUGCGACAGGCACUUAGUAAUCUGAUAGAGGGGGCUUUGUUGCGCACAUGCAUAGGCGGGAAAGUUCAAAUAUAUGCAACUGGAGCACCUGCUGGUGGUGCCCUGGUCAUAAUUGAUGAUGACGGGCCUGACAUGCAUUACAUGACUCAAAUGCGCUCUCUCACACCAUUUGGAGUGGAUCUCUUUGCAGAUGGCAUGGUGGAAGACAACAUGACAUGGAAUUUUGUUGCAGGGCUGACCAUUGCUCGUGAGAUCCUAGAGAGCUAUGGGUGUGUCAUCCGUGUCAUUUCGCCCCGGGCCUUGGAUGCUGCCUUUGGUACCGGGGGGACGCGUAUUGAACUGUGGUUCCCUGCUCUGCCGUCUGAUUCAUCCGAUGCAGCCGGAGAGGUGUAGCAAAUUCCGGUACCCCAUUGUUCAUGCCAUCUUGGUUUUUCCAAGAGCAAGGGUCGUAGAAUUGGUUUCAUGAGAACACGUUGGUUAGUGUUGCUGAUAACUCACUUUCUUGUAUCUUGUUUUUCUACUUGCUCAUCAUUGAUAUGAGAUGCACGAUUACAAACGGUGAAUAGACUCGACAUAAAAAAAAGGACUUGUUUGA